GACGGGCCGAACCGCGCAGCCGCCGCGUCCCCCGUGGCCGUCACCGGGGCUGGGACCGGGAUCGGGACCCACGGCCCCUCCGCGCCACCCUCCCCCCCCGCCGCUGCCCGGGCGGCCACGCCCCCGUGGGUGGCCACGCCCCCGCCCCGCCAUUGGCCACGCCCUGGGGCGGGUACCUGUGGCGCCGGCGGCCAUCUUUGAUGCGGGCACGGCGCAGGUUGCCGGUUAACCCCUGCGCUGCCGGCGGGGCGCGGACGGGGCUUCCCCGGGGCGCGGCGGGCGGGGGCUGGACCCUCCCCCCCCGGGCAGGGGAGGGCUCGGCGCGUGGGGCGGGGCCCGGCGAGGCGGGGCCCGGCCGGUGCCGGUGCUGGUACCGGUGCGGGGGGACGUGUCGGCUACGUGGCCCGGGGCGGGGCGGGCGGCACCGAGCGGCGCCGAGACGUGAGACCGGGGCUGGAGCCCCCACCCGCCGCCCCUCUCCCAGUGCCGGGUUCCCACGGCCCCCACGGCCCCCACGGCCCUCCACCCCCCCGGGGUGCCCACCCAGCCGCUCUCGCCCGGCCGCAGCCCGAGGUCACGGGAUGAAGAACCCGCUGGUGGCCCCGCUGCUGCUGCUGCUGGUCCCGGCGGCGAGGGCAGCCCCCAAGGCUGGGGUGCACGGGCCCGAGGUCCCCGCAGCCACAGAGCCGGAUCCUGAUCCCGACCCACUGAACCCGGAGCUGCUGACACUGCCCCCCGCCGCCCCCAGGCUGCUGCGGAGCGCGGUGAGGAGCCUGGGGCCGCCGGAGCGGGACGCGGAGACCCUGACGCGGGAGCAGGCCCUGCUCUACCUCUUUGUGCUGCACGACCACGACCGGAGCGGGCGCCUGGACGGGCUGGAGCUGCUGCAGCUGCUGGGAGCGGUGCUGGCGCAGCGGGACGGGGGGCGGCCGGACCCCGACGCGGUGGCCGCGCUGGUCGACCGAGCCCUGGAGAGGCAGGACCUGAGCGGGGACGGGCUGCUCGACCCCCCCGAGCUGCUGCUCUCGCCCGGCCGGGGCCGGGGGCCCCCGGGGCAGCCCCUCCUGCAGCCGCCCGGGGAGGACGCGGGGGUGGGCGGCCCGGCAGAGGGGCAGGGGCUGCCCGGCGGUGGUGCCCACCCAGAGGGGCAGGCAGCCCCCCAGGCCGAAGCCGUGGAGGUAGAAGAAGCCCCCGAGGCUGGAGCGCCCGAGGGGGAGGCACCUCCAGUUUGGGGAGACCCCGGGGAGGGGUAGG
Messenger RNA from Grus americana (Whooping crane), 1254 nucleotides. It is a transcript of the gene CGREF1, whose product is annotated as cell growth regulator with EF-hand domain 1. The coding region runs from base 201 to 1253 and encodes 350 amino acids. The record is from RefSeq and is a predicted model, not a curated record. Lineage: Eukaryota; Metazoa; Chordata; Aves; Gruiformes; Gruidae. Gene Ontology annotation, molecular function: calcium ion binding. The transcript has 6 exons.